CCAAGUGUGAGAGAGCGGGGAUGGUACGCCGCGGCUGGCUCUGCCUGCUGCCGGGCUCCCUCCUCCUGCUGGCCACAGCGCGCCAGAGCCGCGGCCCCGCCGCCUGCCCGCUCCGAGGAAAGCAAAGUGAGCUGAAUUCCUUCUUGUGGACCAUCAAGAGAGAUCCCCCGUCUUACUUCUUUGGCACCAUCCAUGUCCCAUACACACGUGUCUGGGAUUUCAUCCCAGAGAACUCCAAGGUGGCCUUCCAGCAGAGCCACAUUGUGUACUUCGAGCUGGACCUCACUGACCCCUACACCAUCUCAGCUCUCACCAGCUGCCAGCUCCUGCCGCAGGGGGAGAACCUCCAGGACGUGCUGCCCCGUGAUAUCUACCACCGGCUCAAGCGGCACCUGGAGUAUGUCAAGCUCAUGAUACCGUCCUGGAUGAGCCCAGACCAGCGGGGCAAAGGACUGUACGCAGAUUACCUCUUCAAUGCCAUUGCUGGCAACUGGGAGCGGAAAAGGCCGGUGUGGGUGAUGCUGAUGGUGAACUCUCUGACGGAGGUGGACAUCAAGUCACGAGGUGUGCCUGUCCUGGAUCUCUACCUGGCCCAGGAAGCAGAGCGGCUGAGGAAGCAAACGGGUGCUGUGGAGAGAGUGGAGGAGCAGUGCCACCCUCUCAAUGGGCUGAACUUCUCCCAGGUGGUCUUUGCUUUGAAUCAGACUCUCUUGCAGCAGGAGAGCCUCCGAGCAGGCAGUUUACAGAUCCCCUAUACGACAGAAGACCUUAUCAAGCAUUACAACUGUGGAGACCUCAGCUCUAUCAUCUUCAACCAUGAUGCUUCUCAAGUCCCAAAUUUCAUUAAUGCUACGCUUCCGGCCCAUGAACGUAUUACUGCCCAGGAGAUAGACAGCUACUUCCGUCAGGAGCUCAUCUAUAAGCGAAAUGAGCGAAUGGGCAGGAGGGUGAAGGACCUGCUGGAAGAGUACCCAGACAAGAGUUUCUUCUUUGCAUUUGGAGCGGGUCACUUCAUGGGCAACAACACAGUGAUUGAUGUUUUGAGGAGAGAAGGGUACGAGGUAGAGCACACUCCAGCUGGACAAGCCAUCAACAACAGAAAACCCACCAAAACCUUGUUAGCCUUUUCAUCAUCAUCGCUGGCACAUGGUCCCUACGUUGUGUCCCAGGAGCUCCCACUGCCACUGCAUCCCCAGAAGGAGGAGGAGGAGGAGGAAGAAGAGCAAGAAGAGCUGCUGCCUCACCUGCUGCUCCCUGAUGGUAUUGAUGUGCUGGAGAAGGUAGACAGGAAGUACAAAAAGAAGAGGAAGCAGCAGCAGAAGAAGCAAAGAUUGAGACAGUUUAACGACCUCUGGGUUCGCCUAGAGGAAAGUGACACCAACCCUCCUCCCCGCAUCCGCAUCAUUAAUGGCUACAUCACGGUUGAACCCCAGCCCCGGGGCCACGGACGGUCCAGUCAUGCUCAUGCGGACACUGGCAGCACUUAUGAGCUCUCCUGUUCUCUCUUCCUUACACUACUGACUUUGACUUUGCAUAUGAUAAGGCUCCAUUGAAACAUAGGGAGAGUCAAGCUGCAGGGCUCUGCAGCUUGCAGCAAAAAAGAAACUUAUGUGAAAAACAAACCAAACCAAACAAAAAUAGAAGACUCUGAGUGGGACACCUGUUCUUUGGGUGUUCUUAAACUGUCUCCUUUUCCUGAGUCUGGAUCAUUAACACUAUUAACUGGUUUGACCUGCCCAAUACAGGAGAAGAUAUUUUAAUAAAAGUGUUAUUUAUCCUUCUCUUACAGAAGAAUGAUUUCAUGUUAUCCCAUAAUCCUUUGGGGAGAUUAUAAUGUUGCUAUAACAUAGCUGUUGUUUAGCUGUGUGAGCCCAACUAAAUUACACUUUUUUCACCUUCAGUGCCUUGUAAAAUGAUUUACAUACCACUAACUUGUUUAUUAGAACAGAAUAUUUUGGUCAUAUGAGUGCAGCUGGGAAAGAGAGGUUAGUAUUUUAUGUCUCUACUGGUAAUGCUUGUAAUUCUUGCUUGUUAGGGCUCCAGAUCAUUGCAUAUAGAGGUUCAUGACAACACCUUCUACAAUAGAAUAAAACAGUAAAGACUUGUUAACAGAAUAUUUCUGCUGUCUGUUUGGUGCUGUUGUAAGAUGGGUACACCUGAACUUCCAGUAGCCAGACAAGUCUCGUAAGCACGAACUAAUGCACAUUUAAGAAAAACAAAUAGCCUGGGGAACUUCACAGUCAUAAUGUUGGACACUUUCAAAGUAAGUUCUCAAGAGGUGGUUUGAGAAGCCCAGAUGCAGGUUUUCACUCGCUUUCUAAUAUAUUGUUAUUUUAUAGCUGGAUUCACUUUUGGGGGAGAAAGGGCUUUCUUUUCCUUAGUUGCAAAGAUGCACUGCAGGCCUGACAAACUGAGCACAUACAUGUGUAUUUACCAGGGCAUCUGAGAGGGCCACCAAACACACUAGCAUCAGAGUGUGUUCUGCCAGUUUCUAGCCUAUGCGUUGUAUUGCUUCUCCCUCGCUUCCCCCUGUGUAAAAUAGCUGUUGUGUAAAGUAGCCCCAGGCUGACUUUUCCCUGUGUUCUCUCUUCCAUGGCUUCUCCUGAGCUUUGCCUCUGUGAGGGGAGCUGAGUUGAGUGGAACAGCCACCAAAGUUUUUGUUAGGUUGGCAUGAGGGAAUAGUAAUUAUAAACCACUCACAAAUAACAAGAGAUCCAAAGAAGCACUAUGGAUAAUUCAGUUCUGGCAGUGUAGCUAAUUUUGCAGCCUGUUUCCAAGUGUCUGACUGUGUCAGAGAAAUAGAGAUGUCCUGGAACUGAUGGGUUGUGUGCCUACAGAGGCUGCAUCCUGGGAGUCUUUCUGCAAAGUAAUAAAAUUCUGUCAAGGUAUUUUUGAGGGUCGCAGGGGCCUGGUUUGAUACCAGUGAACUAAAUUAGAGGUUCCUACCCUUCACUUCCAGACCAGUCAUUGGUGAUUGGUCCUGAGACACCAAAGUCUUGAAACUGUAACUGCUACAGAGAGCAGCUGCACAUGCUACUCAGCUGUUUGCAGUGACCACUGGAGAGUGCUAGAUUUGUGUCCAGUUGUUUCUUCCUAAUUCCAGAACAAGGAGAGUUUGCCAGAAUUGAAACAGCCAGAGGAUCCAUCCUGAUGCCCAAGGUCUUCCCAGGUACCACCCUUCUCUGGGCCACAAAGCAUCAGGAAAACAAGCAUUCCCAUCAUGUGCCUGGAAGACUUCACUGUCCCUCUAUCUGUCCCUCCUAAGCAGCUACAGUAGCUUUUGGUGCCUCACAACUGGGAUUGUCAGGCAUGUAAUGAGUAACAGAGUUGAUUCAGAAUGCACUGUGAAGGUGCAGAUACUUCUUCAGUGCAAGGGCUGAAACUUGUGUGUUGUUUCUUGUCCUAGGUGCCUCCACAUCCUUGAAGUGCUGUAACAAAGCGUUCCUUGUUAUAGCUGAACAUCCUGUUCUCCCUUUUCCUUUCCUUUGUACUUCCUAAUUAGUCUGUGCACUUUGCUGUUCCCCUCCUUGCUUGAAUUGUUUUCAUAAAUCAUGUCUCCAAUGUUCUCAGUGAACAGAUCUGUUUUGAAGUGAUUGGGACUCUUGCCAUGGGUUUGUUUUGGUCAAGAUUUCUAUUUCUCUGUUGGGAAGCCUGAUAUUUGUGAAGUUAUUAGCUGAAAUUAAAAACCUACUCACUUCAAAAUAUGCUGGUUUGAUAAUAUAAUUUCACACACCCUCUGGAUUAAAUUGUGAUGUUGGAGGAUAUAGGGUUAUAACCAUCACCGAUGUUCAGCCAUGUGUUGUGAAUUCUUGUGGAUGUUUGUUGCUUGACUCAUCUUGAUUAAUGGACUACUGUGUUAUGACAUAUCUGCUUUUUAAUUAUUAUAUGUACAUAGGUAGGAAAAAAAGGCCUUUUCAUCUGGAAAAGGGCUUCUUCAUAAAUUCCUGCUUCCUGAGAUAGUCAGCACUUGCACUUUAUUUCUGUUUGCUGGUGAAAUGGACCAGGUGUUAGACACUAUUUAUUUUGAGCUUCAUUGACCUUCCAGCAGCUACCUCCUGCAAUUUCACAGCUUUUCCUUUCUGUUCCUGGUAUCUUUAACUCGUUGAAGUUUUAUUUUAUGACGUGAUAUUUGGUUUGCAACAGAGAUUUCUUGUGACGGAUUGCAGGAGGCGUGACUUCUCCUAGUGUGCUUUCAUACACAACAAUGUGGUCUUAUCUGUCACAGCUUUUCUGUGAACUGUGAAUGCUCCACAGAGAGCUGAUGAUCCAGUGCUGGUUUACUUCCAAACCCUUUCAGAUUAGGAUGUGAAAAAUAAAAUUACCGAAAUAAAAAAAAAAAAACA
Pezoporus occidentalis (night parrot) is the source of this 4343-nucleotide messenger RNA. RefSeq names its product metalloprotease TIKI1-like. NCBI's taxonomy places the organism in Eukaryota, Metazoa, Chordata, Aves, Psittaciformes, Psittacidae. Gene Ontology annotation, molecular function: metalloendopeptidase activity. The record is from RefSeq and is a predicted model, not a curated record. Gene Ontology annotation, cellular component: membrane. The transcript is spliced from 7 exons. Gene Ontology annotation, biological process: negative regulation of Wnt signaling pathway. Bases 21 to 1553 code for a protein of 510 amino acids.